AUGAAUGCAAAAAAACAUGAGCCAUCCUUGCAAUGUCUUCCAUCCUGUGCCUUACCUCGGUCCCGUGUCUUCACCUUUCCUGCCAUCUUUAAAGCUUUCCAGGAGAAGCUAAAGGGCAGGCAUGUAAGUGCCUUUAAGAAGUCCACCUUGUCAGCUGAACCAGCUCACCAGAUGGAUCGUCACCAGUACCUAAGUCUGUUAGAGAUGUGCACUGUUGUGAGAGGUCCUGAGAACAGAUAUGGCUUUGCCAGCUUUGAAGAGAAAACCAGUAAUUCUUUACUUAAGUUCAAUCCAUUCACCCCUCCAAUAGGGAUGAUGUUGAGGUGCAGUGAGAUUGCUGAGGAAUCAGGUGACCUUUCUAAAAGAUGGAGCGAAGAAAAAGCAAGGGACUAUUUCUACAAGUCAAAUACUAAAAGUGAAGUUGAUGAAAAAGUUCCCUGGGAUAAGUUACCUUCCAAAAUCCAGCCUCCAGAAUAAGUGGAAGUGUUGGCUGAUCCUGUUUCCCAACAGAAAUACAAUCCUGAACCCCAAAUAACCCAAGUUGUUGGAGGCUUCUGGGACAAAUUUCAAACAAGAUCUUUUACCUCUCCACAGAGACCUAGAAAUUUUGUAAGCUGAAGGCCUUGAAUCUGUCAUAUCCCUUUGUAUACUGGCUGUGUUGGUGUGGGAAAUUUUGAAGACAUUGCCAAUGCCAAUGUAGCCUUAAUACCACUUAGUCAUGUGCAAACGUCAAAGCCUCCCUUUACAAGCACUGAAGACACUCCAAAUAUCCCUGGAUACACUGGCAGGGUUCAUUGGUCAGCAACUCACCCAGCAAAUUCUAAUCUUCCAUCAACAACCCCAUCAAUAAUUGCACGAAUGCAUGGAUACAUAGCAAAACACGGAAGCUCAUCUCAAUAUAAUCACCAGAAUUUUUCUCAAGCAGUGAUUCCAGUUAGACUUCAGAAUUCUUAUGACUAA
Messenger RNA from Strigops habroptila (Kakapo), 960 nucleotides. RefSeq names its product spermatogenesis associated 48 (gene SPMIP7). Lineage: Eukaryota; Metazoa; Chordata; Aves; Psittaciformes; Psittacidae. The record is from RefSeq and is a predicted model, not a curated record.